Molecule: messenger RNA, 1479 nt
Organism: Pochonia chlamydosporia 170
Lineage: Eukaryota; Fungi; Ascomycota; Sordariomycetes; Hypocreales; Clavicipitaceae
Product: flotillin domain-containing protein
Exons: 2
Coding region: 1-1479 (492 amino acids)
Biological process (GO): protein localization to plasma membrane
Cellular component (GO): plasma membrane
Source: RefSeq, a predicted model, not a curated record
AUGUCGUACAAAAUCUCCGGCCCGGAUGAGUACCUCGCCAUCACUGGCAUGAGCAUCCGCACCGUCAAGAUCACAAAAGCAUCUUGGGUAUGGCCUCUCCAGCGAUGCACGCGCUUCAGCGUCCAGCCGCGCGACUACGCCAUGGACCUCCAGGCCAUGACCAAGGAGAAGCUGCAGUUCGCGCUGCCCGUCGUCUUCACCGUCGGUCCGGACGUCAACGACCGCGGUGCAAACUCCAACUCGGAAGAUGCCUCCGCCGUUGAUCGUGAGGAUCGCGGCGAUGCCCUCGUCAAGUUCGCCAUGCUGCUGGCGCAGUCUGAGGGCAGCAACAAGAAAGACCAUGGGGACCAUGUUGCGAGUAUUGUUAAGGGUAUUAUUGAGGGUGAAACGCGUGUGCUGGUUUCGAGCAUGACUAUGGAGGAGAUCUUUACGGAGCGUGAGGUUUUCAAGAAGAGAAUCUUCCGCAACAUCCAGAGUGAGCUUGAUCAAUUUGGCCUCAAAAUCUACAACUCAAACGUCAAAGAGCUCAAAGACGCCCCCGGCUCCGUGUACUUCGAGUCCCUCUCCCGCAAAGCCCACGAAGGCGCCACCAACCAAGCCAGGAUCGACGUCGCAGAGGCCCAGCUCCGCGGUAACGUCGGCGAGGCCAAGCGCCGGGGUGAACAGGACCGUGAAAUCGCCAAGAUCAACGCCGACACGGCCGUCCAGAAGACAGAGCGAGACAUCGAGCGCGCCAAGGCAGAAGCCCACCUCAACAAGGAACAAACCCUCCUCACGCGCGACGUGGACAUUGCCCGGGUCGAGGCCCAGCGCACCCUCGAAUCCAAGGACGAAGACCUGAAGAGACAGGUCGAAAUCAAGCGUGCUGCCGCCGAGGUGGAGCGCCUUCGUGCUAAGGACGUCGUCAAGGCCACCAUCACGCGUGAAAGCAAGCAGCAGGCCGCUGAUGCUGCCGCCUACGAAGUCACCGCGAAUGCUCGUGCCAACCAGGAAGCCAAACAGCGCUUGGCCGACGCCGACGCCUACAAGACCCGUAUUGAUGCCGAGGCCGACAACUACGCUGCUCAGCAGAGUGCCGAUGCUAGUGUCUUUCGACAGCUCAAGGAGGCGGAGGGUAUUUCUGCCAUGGCCGACGCAUAUGCCAAGUUGGCUAAUGCAUUUGGCGGCCCCGCCGGUCUUAUCCAGUACAUGAUGAUCGAGAAGGGUACUUAUGUUGAGCUGGCCAAGGCCAACGCCGAGGCUAUUCGUGGUCUGCAGCCCAAGAUCAGCGUCUGGAACACGGGCAGCAAUGCUGGUGGCGAGGCUGGCGGCGAUCCUACUACUGCUAUGCGCAAUGUGUACCAGAUGCUUCCGCCGUUGAUGACCACUAUCAAUGAGCAGACGGGUAUUACUUUGCCUGAGUGGCAGUUUGGAAAGAUGAACGCGGGUAUGCAGGCUAUGAACCAGAGCAAUGUCAAUGGUGAGAAGUCGAGCAAGUAA